Molecule: messenger RNA, 1589 nt
Organism: Protopterus annectens (West African lungfish)
Lineage: Eukaryota; Metazoa; Chordata; Ceratodontiformes; Protopteridae
Product: proto-oncogene Mas-like
Exons: 4
Coding region: 383-1399 (338 amino acids)
Biological process (GO): G protein-coupled receptor signaling pathway
Cellular component (GO): membrane
Molecular function (GO): G protein-coupled receptor activity
Source: RefSeq, a predicted model, not a curated record
UCAAAAGCUAGUUAGCAGUUAAAUAAUGUGAUACAUUAAACACAGUACUUUGCAAAAUGGAAGGCAGUGCUGCAUACUUUUCCAAGGGAAUAUUUUGUCAAAAAGCUCUGCACUAAUAUUUGAUUCUCUGUAAGCAGACUUUAUAGCAUCUUAAGUGAAAAAGCAAAGAGAACGAAAUCCACUACAUCCCUGAAUGGAGGAAGAUCCCAUUAAGACAAAAAUCCUUCUUAGAGGUGGCCAGCAGAGUAGAACCUCACAAGAUUCACAUUGAGGUAAUGCAAUCUCUUCAAUGAGACACCUGCAAGGAAAACCAUACAAAUAAAACUACACUGCCUCAAUCAUAAGAUACUUACUAUCACUUCAAGCAAGAGCUGUUCCAGGGAUGUGCAUUAAUAGCACAAUAUCUGCUCAGACCAGAACUUUGCCCUACACAGAAAAUGAGCCGGAAUCUCAAUGCCCAACACCAAAUUCAAGCAACUGUAGCAAACCAUAUGAUUAUUCUUUUUGGUGGCUGACCUUGGGUUUCUCCUUCUUUGGCAUUCCUGGCAAUGGCAUUGUGAUUUGGUUCCUUAUUUUCAGAAUAAGGAGAUACUCUUAUACCAUAUAUGUUUUAAAUUUAGCUGUUGCUGAUUUUUUUUAUCUUGUAGCCAGGUGUCUGUCUUCCAUAGUCAGACUAUCAGUUGAGAAUCCAGAUGCAAAAUGCUUUUAUAAUCUUAUAAUGUCGAUACUGAUUGGAUGGCAGUAUGAGACUACAUUAUUAGUGAUUACAGUAAUAAGCAUUGAUCGGUGUGCAAGCGUCUUGAGACCUGUUUGGUACCGGUACCACAGAUCCAAGAAAGUUGCACUAAAGGUUUGUUGUGCACUCUGGGUGCUAGCUCUUGCAAACAGUACAGUUAGAAAUGCACUGAAAUAUGUUUAUAAAACUCUGAAGAAAAAUAAUCCACAAAGCCAUGAUGGACAUCAGUUGUUUGUUACUAUUGGCUUGGUGAUGAUUUACACAGUUUUAGUUCCCGUACUGUGUAUUUGCACUUUGUUAAUUAUAUGCAAAAUAAAAAAGAAUUCUUCUCUGUAUUCUGCAGUCAUCAACAAAGCUUUAAUAGCAUCCUUAGUAGCAUUCUUGGUCUUUUCUGCACCACUUAAGAUCAGUAUAUAUCUUAAAUAUCACUUUUCAUGUAACAAUUACUUAUUUACAGGCUUUGCUGAGUUCUUAGGCAAGCUUUUAGCAGUAAUUGGAAGCAGCAUCAAUCCACUCAUAUAUUUCUUCAUUGGAACUGAUCUGCGGAAAAAGUUUAAAGAGUCACUUCUGAGCAUUUUGCAAAAAGUCUUUGAAGAGGAACUGUCCGAGACCGUUAAUAGAAGGAAGUCCAGAAGCACAACAGUGAUGGAAAAUACCAUCUGAGAAGUACUGCAUGCAGCGUAAUUCUCAUGUUCUUGUGUAAGGAGGAUAGUUCUCCAUUGCUUACUCUGCUGAGAGCGCAUUAUAAGUAACAAUGAUUACUUAUACCGCAGUUAAGUGGUGACUUCCAAGUGCUAUCUCAUAUACAGAACUCUAAGAAAGCCAUAAUAUCACAGACUGAGCCUUUGAACUA